Molecule: messenger RNA, 606 nt
Organism: Clonostachys rhizophaga
Lineage: Eukaryota; Fungi; Ascomycota; Sordariomycetes; Hypocreales; Bionectriaceae
Source: the annotation of a GenBank genome assembly
AUGAAUAUCCAUUCGACCCCGCGCCCCUUUCCAAUCCGGUCUGGACCCGGUGGACAGGGCCAAGCCUCACAGCAGAAACAGCCAGCUGCCCCCCAAGUACUAAACAACGAAGACUACAACUCAAUACCAGAAGAAGACCGCGAACAUAUCGAUGAAGUGUUCGGGUUGAUGGACAUGAAGAAAAAAGGCUGGCUAAACAGCUACGAGUUCCGCCAUUCGCUAGCAGCACUCGGCUUCGACAUGCCCAAACCGGAGUACGUGAGAGAGCUCGAAACAUACGGCACAGUACCCCCGGACUGGCCCGAGCCGCACAACUGCCCCGUCAACCGGCUGUACAUGUACCUGGAUCCCUUCCGACUUUGCACAGCAAAGCUCAUUGCGAACCGCGACCCACGUGAAGAAGCAACCAAAGUCUUCAACAUGUUCGAUUAUGAUCAGGACGGCAUCAUAUCGUUCGAGGACAUGCGUCAUCUUGCGCAGGAUAUCAAAGAGGAGAGAACCAUGACAGACGAGGAAAUCCAGACCAUGAUUGAUCAUCUAGAUCACGAUGGCAAAAAUGGCGUGAACUUGGAAGAGUUUAUUCAGAUGAUGGAAGAAGCUGGCUAG